GGAUCUGCACCAUGCUCUCGCUCGCCUCUCCGACCGCGUGCGGCUUCGCCGCGCCGCUGGCGCCCCGGUCUGCGGUCCGGUCGGCCUCGCCGUCCAUGCUCGCCGUCACCGACCUGGUCGGCGCGUCCACCGAGGUGUCCAACAAGGUGUGGGACCCGCUCAAGCUCUCCGAGAACAUGGACGAGUCCAACUUGAAGCUGGUGCGCGCGGCGGAGCUCAAGCACUGCCGCGUGGCGAUGCUGGCGACCGUGGGGUGGUUGUGGACCGCGACGGGCACCCACUUCGAGGGGAUGCUCUCCACCUCGUCCGGCGUCUCGUUCGCCGACGUCGCCGCUGCUGGCCCGCUGCUCGGAGCCGCGAAGGUGCCCGCCGCAGGCAUCUGGCAGAUGAUUGCAGCCAUCGGCGCGCUUGAGGUGUACUGGGAGAACAAGUACCCGGCCGCCGAGUGCGGCGGCGACUUCGGCGUGCCGCGCGUGACCCAGGACCCGGCAAAGUUCAAGGAGAUCCAACUCGCCGAGCUCAAGAACGGCCGCCUCGCCAUGAUUGGCAUCAUCUCCUUUGCCUGCGCCGAGGCCAUCCCCGGCUCCGUCCCGUUUUACCCAUUCUGAGGAGCCACUGCCGCUGGCGGCACGGGGCGGCCCCCGCGGAGCCCUCUAGCUCGUGCCGCGCUCGUUUGCCCCGCACGGCGCACACCGCGGCGUCUCUGCGUUUUGGGCACUCGAUUGACUUUCUCUCGAUCUCUCGUCUUUCCUGCCUCUCUUCUGGGAUCACGGAUCAGUGUCGUUGUGAUAAGAGAAAAGAGAGGACACACACAGCUUCG
Molecule: messenger RNA, 820 nt
Organism: Emiliania huxleyi CCMP1516
Lineage: Eukaryota; Haptophyta; Isochrysidales; Noelaerhabdaceae
Gene: Lhcf7
Product: light harvesting protein
Exons: 3
Coding region: 12-608 (198 amino acids)
Biological process (GO): response to light stimulus; photosynthesis, light harvesting in photosystem I
Cellular component (GO): membrane
Source: RefSeq, a predicted model, not a curated record